CGCUGGGCUCGUCUUCAGACACAGCUGAUAGUCCUUGUCUACAGCCAGCCAUGAAGUUCAUCUUUGCUCUCGUUGCUUGCCUUGGUGCCUUUAACCUGGCUACUGGUACCCCUUUAGCUUCUGAGGAUGGCAUUGUCGUCUCUCAUGCUGACCCUGCUGUCGACACUGCUGCCCUCGCUGACAGGAGUGGCUUCAGCGCGAAGGAGACUCGCGACGCCACUCAGUUCACCAUUCCACCGGGGAUCCAUCUAAUACCAGCCAACCAGACGGUUCAGACCCACACAGGUCACAAUCACUGUAGCUCUAUGGCAGCAUUCUUCCAAUCCAUUUCCUUCUCCGGCAUCCCGGGCAUCCCCAACACCGUUUUCAGCGGCAGUGGCGAGGGCACGUCCCUCACGGCGUCGCCCGUAACACCGUCUCCUGGGAAUACGAAGGGCCUCGUCAUCCUGCCGACAACGGACGGCUUCCUGCUGACCUUGUUCUUCCAGUUCAGCUCUAGUGGCUCUGGCGGGCCGCUCCAGACUGCGGUAAUCAACAAUUUGCCGGAGUCCGUUGUGGCCGACAACGAGCUCAUCCUUACGGUCACUUCUGAAGACAGUGUCGACAACGAUAAUAACGACUCUGAGGUGACCAUUAUUGUUGCGACUGGGGACUAG
Molecule: messenger RNA, 656 nt
Organism: Phanerochaete carnosa HHB-10118-sp
Lineage: Eukaryota; Fungi; Basidiomycota; Agaricomycetes; Polyporales; Phanerochaetaceae
Exons: 4
Coding region: 51-656 (201 amino acids)
Source: RefSeq, a predicted model, not a curated record